UUGAAUCACAGCCUUGUCCUCACUGGGGGCCGGCCACUGGCUCCUUUUAUAUAUCUUUGGGGGAUGCAAAUGCUGGUGGGGCAGCCGGCUGCUCUGGGGGAAGGCAUGUUUUCCUGCCUGAAUUUUGGGAAAUCACACAGAAAAGAGGCAUCCGAGCCUGGCAUUGUGGCCCUGCCAAGUCAUCCCCUGACAGACAUGUUCUGAUCAGAGCUGUUUGCCCCACAGGAAAAGAAUCAGCUUUCUAUCAAGUGGACUCUGGGCACCACCCCAGAGAGCUCAAGCUCCAGAGGACCUGGAGAAGCUGACCCAGUGAUGCCUGCUGAGGCCCAACCAGGUUAAAUCCCCGGAUCGAGUGCUCCCACAUCUGUCCCCAGGACCCCCAGACAACAGAGAGGGCCUGACAUGGAGUGUCCCCACCCGGAUGGCAUCCUUGGAAAAGGCUGGAGUGUUUCUAAAGAGGCUGUUCAGACAUCACAUCACAGUCCCAGACGGCCGAGAGGUUCUUGCACUCACUUGGCUGCCCUCCCUGGGAAAUGCUUUGGAUCAGACAGCACUUCUGGGUUGUUUUUGCCUGAGGAAAGUGGUAAGAAUUCAGCAAGAAUCCCAUGGUUGAAGGAGAAGUCAGUGGAUUUACUUAGCAAAAGCAUGCGUCGAGAACCGUCCAGGAGGUUUCUUCAAGAGGUGGGCUAUGGACUAGACCUUGAGUAUGGUUGGAUGAAGUGCUGACAGGUGGGUAUGGAAGCAAAGAAGAGGAGGUAUCUCUGGCAGAUAAGACAAACGAACAAAAAGAGAAACCAGAAAACUGGGUGAGUGCAGGGUAGAAAAUUCUGGGAGUGGAAAGUAGGGAGCUAUGGUCUGGGCACAGGAAUACAUCAUAUGACAAGUCAGUAUCUGCGAGGGAUGAUGGCAGUGACAAGGACCAGGCUGGAAGGACAGGAGGGGUCUCCCUGUCUGGGGAGCCAGGAGCAGCGCCAAGUUCAAAUGGGCUUCUGAAAGGGAGACGGCCACCCUGAUGGGCUCUGUGUCCAAGGGCAGAUGGACAUGGGAGGGGAGGCCCACAGGCAGAGGGGAAAGGUCCAGGGGAGAGAUGACAGGGGUUUGAAUUUAGAUAGCAACAUUGGGACAGAAAGGUAGGUAUAUACAAAAUAAUGCAAAAGAAGAUUCUGCAGGCUUCUGGAGGCUGAUUGGAUGUGCGAGGAGGGGAAGAAGGAGAUGGUGACAAUUCUGAGGGUUUUGAGCCCGGGCGGUGGGGAGGAUGGAGAUUCCUGAACAGAGAUGGGCAAGGCAGGAAGAGAGAUGGGUCGAGAGAGGAGGUGAUCAAUGUAAUCAGAGAGACUCUGGGACGUCCACAGGGUUUGUGUGUAGAGAAGGCCAUCGGUUAGGCAAAAAUGUGGACAUUUCAGUGACUCUUUGGGCUCAUAGCAGUAAUGGUUGAAGAUGCAGAUGCAGGUAAGAUGGAUAGGUGUGCGGGGAAGAGAAGCCAGGUGGAGGGACAGGUAAGGAGCACCUGCCCAGGGAGGAAACGGAAACCUGGCAGAAGGUUGUCAGGACAGCCUGAGGGAGGGAAUCUGAAUGGUCAGUGGGGCUGAGCCAUGUGAGGAGGAGGUCAUAGAGGUGGCUCCUGGGCCACUGUUUGGAGGAAGGUGUAUGACAAUGGCCCCAGGUAGCAGCCAGUGGCCAAAACCUGAGGAGAGGAAAUAGAGGCAGAAGGUAUGGGAUGCCUGGGUGGUUCAGUGGUUGAGUGCUUCCUUUAUACCUAGGGUGUGAUCCUGGAGACCAGGGAUGGAGUCCUGCAUCUGGCUUCCUGCAUGGAGCCUGCUUCUCCCUCUGCCUGUGUCUCUUCCCCUCUCUUUCUCUGUGUGUCUCUCAUGAAUAAAUAAAUAAAAUCUUAAAAAAAAAAAGAAGGUGUAAGGGAUCCUAUAAAGAAGUUCACAAGUAAUGGAAUGAGAACAAAACAAUGGUGAACUGAGAGAAAGUGGGACCAAAGGAAGCCAUUUUAGGAUCAGGACAAUGUGGCCAGGCUUUGGGGCAGUGCUUCUCAACUGUGGUUGUACAUUUGCAUCACCAGGAAUCCCAUUAAAUGCAGCUUCUGAUCCAGGAAUGAGGGCAGGUGACCACAUGGCACAGAAGACACAGGAGCCCAUGAUGCCACCUUGGGCCAGUGUCCGACAGCGGCGGCAGCAGGCGGAGACUUGCACGAUGGCCCCGGACCCCUGAUUCUCCACAUACGACUCUACCUGCCAAAUUGCACAAGAGAUUGCCAAGAAAAUCCAACAGCAAAAUCAGUAUGAAAGAAAUGGUGAAAAUACAAUCAGGCUUACCGUGACAAUCAGAACUUUGUUGCAGAAUCUGAAGGAAAAGAUCACCCUUUUGAAGGACUUAUUGCUAAAUGCUGUGUCAACACAUCAGAUCACACAGCUUGAAGGAGACCAAAGACAGAACCUCCUGGAUGAAUUUGUAACUCGAGAGAGACUGCUUGUGGCAUCUUUUAAGAACGAGGGUGCAGAACCGGAUCUCAUCAGGUCCAGCCUGAUGACUGGAGGGGCUAAGCCAGGAGUCCCCAACCCUUGGCUCUUUGAGGAGCCAGAGGAGGCCAGAGGUUUGGGUUUUGAUGAAAUCCAACAACAGCAGCAGAAGAUUAUCCAAGAACGGGAUGCAGGUCUGGAUGCCCUGUCCUCUAUCAUAAGUCGCCAGAAACAGAUGGGGAAGGAAAUUGGGAACGAACUGGAUGAACAAAACGAGAUAAUUGAUGACUUUGCCAACCUGGUGGAGAACACAGAGAGAAAGCUCCGCACCAAGACCAGGCGUGUGAACAUGGUGGACAGAAAGUCAACGUCUUGCGGGAUGAUCAUGGUGAUUUUAUUGCUGCUCGUGGCUAUUGUGGUCGUGGCAUUCUGGCCCACCAACUAGUGACAGCAAGGGAACCGCCAGCUGUGACACCUGCCAGUGGAGACCUGGACACCUGCCGGUGGAUGGAGAAAAACCCAGCACCCCAGUGGUACAUGAAACUGCUCUCAAUAAAUCCCUCCCCAAAGCAAAAAAGAAAAAAAGAUUUUAUUUAUUUAUUCAUGAAAGAUGCACAGAGAGAGGCAGAGACAUAGGUAGAAGGAGAAGCAGGCUCCCUGCAGGGAGCCGGAUGUGGGACUUGAUCUCUGGACCCUGGGAUCACGCCCUGAGCCAAAGGCAGAUGCUCAACCACUGAGCCACCCAAGCAUCCCUGACUUAAACUUUUCAAUACUUAUUUUUCCAUUAAAAAAAUUGCAUAACAAUACUUGUACCUCACAGGGUUUUUUGCAAAUUAAACGAGAUAAUAUAUGCUAAGUGCCUGGCAUAGAGAAAGAUGUCACUAAACGAUAGCCAAAAAAUGAUUAAUUAUACUAUUGUGAUUAUUUUACAAACGAGAUGCAUAUGGUUAAAGCAUUUUGGGUCACUUAGUCGUCUUCUUUUUUUAAGAUUCAUCUAUUGAUGGACAUUUGGGCUGCUUCCAUAGUUUGGCUAUUAUAAAUAAUGUUGCAAUAAACAUAAGGGUGAAUGUAUCUUUUCAAAUUAGUGUUUUCAUAUUCUUUGGUUAAAUACCCAGUAUUGGAAUUACAAGAUCAUAUGAUAAUUCUACUUUUAAUUUUUUGAGGAUCCUCCAUACUGUUUUCCACAUGGCUGCACCAGUUUGUUUUCCCACCAAUAGCGGAUGAGGGUUCCUGUUUCUCUACUUUCUUGCCAACACUUGUUGUUUCUUGUGUUUUUUAUUUUAGUCAUUCUGACAGAUGUGAGGUGAUAUCACAUUGUACUUUUGAUUUGCAUUUCCCUGAUGAUGAACAAUGUUGAGCAUCUUUUCAUGUGUCUGUUGGUCAUCUGUAUGUCUUUCUUUGGAAAAAUGUCUGUUCAUGUCUUCUGCCCAUUUUUCAUUGAGUGAUUUGUUUUUUGGUGUUGAGUUGUAUAAGUUCUUUGUAUAUUUUAGACAUUAACUCUUUACCACAUAUGUCAUUUGCAAAUAUUUUCUCCCAUUCAGUAAGUUGCCAUUUAAUUUUGUUGAUUAUUUCUUGCACUGUACAGCAGCUUUUUAUUUUGAUGUAAUCCCAAUAGUUUAUUUUUGCUUUUUUCUCCCUGCUUAGGAGACGUAUCUAGAAAGAAGUUGCUAGAGUCAAUGUCAGAGAAGUUACUGCUUGUGCUCUCUUCUAGGAGUUUUUUUGGUUUCAGUUCUCAUAUUUAGGUCUUUAAUGCAUUUUGAAAUAUAUUUUGAAUGUAUUUUUGUGUAUGGUUUAAGAAAGUGGUCCAGUUUCAUUCUUUUGCAUGUAUCUAUCCAGUCUUCCCAACACUAUUUGUUGAAGAGACUGACUUUUCCCCAUUGCAUAUUCUUGCCUCUUUUGUGGAAGAUUAAUUGGCCAUGUAAUCAUGGGCUUAUUUCUGGGCUCUUUAUUCUGUUCCAUUGGUCUGUGUUUCUGUUUUUGUGCCAGUACCAUACUGUUUUUGAUCACUUCAGCUUUGUAGUAUAUCUUAAAAUCUGGGGAUGUGGGUGCCUGGGUGGCUCAAUGGUUGAGGGUCUCCCUUUGGCUCAGGUCAUGAUCCUGGGGUCCCGGGAGUCCCGCAUCGGGCUCCUCACAGGGAGCCUACUUCUCCCUCUGCAUAUGUCUCUGCCUCUCUGUGUCUCUCAUGAAUAAAUAAAUAAAAUCUUAAAAAAAAAUCUAGGGUUGUGAUACCUCCAGGUUUUUUCUUCUUUUUUAGAUUGCCUUGGCUAUUUGGGGUCUUUUGUCAUUCCAUGCAAAUUUUAUGAUUGUUCUAGUUCUGUGAAAAAUGUUGUUGGUAUUUUGAUAGGGAUAGCAUUAAAUCUGUGUAUUG
Nyctereutes procyonoides (raccoon dog) is the source of this 4833-nucleotide messenger RNA. RefSeq names its product syntaxin-8-like. NCBI's taxonomy places the organism in Eukaryota, Metazoa, Chordata, Mammalia, Carnivora, Canidae. Gene Ontology annotation, biological process: intracellular protein transport; vesicle fusion. The record is from RefSeq and is a predicted model, not a curated record. Gene Ontology annotation, cellular component: SNARE complex; endomembrane system. Gene Ontology annotation, molecular function: SNAP receptor activity; SNARE binding. The transcript has 4 exons.